CUCUGCCGGGGUGCGUCCGAGGCCCCCUCCACUCCCAGCCCCGGGGGGCUGCUGCCCCGCCCCCUUCCUGCGCGGGCGGGGUCUCUGCGGCGCCGCAAUCGGGCGCGCGCGGGGCUGCGCGGACGCGGGUCGGCCGCCGGUGCCCUGAGGUCGCCAGGCCGACCGCGCCGCCGCCCCUUGCCUGACGCACGGAGGGGCCGGGACGCGAUUUGCGGCGAGUGACUGGAGCCGCCGCUACCGCCGCGCGGGCCCGCCCCGCCCCCAGCCCGCCUUUCUCCCGCCUCGGCCCUUCGCCUCCGCCCGCGCCUCGCUCGCGUCCCCGCGUCUUCCCGCCGCCCCGGAGCCUCCGGCCGCCAGCUCCAACGCCAGCCGGAUAUUUUAAUGUUGCAUGUAGUCUAGAGCUCCAUCUUACUCAGUUGGCUGUUUGUCAUUGGCUGUUUUGGGAGCUGUUUUACUGAAGUGAGGAAAUUUACUGGAGUAAAAUGGAGGCCUCAGGAAUAUUACCCAUUCUGAAGAAAAAGCUAGCUUUCCUUUCAGGAGGAAAGGAUAGACGAAGUGGCCUCAUUCUGACAAUUCCAUUAUGCCUGGAACAAACAAACAUGGAUGAGCUGAGUGUCACAUUGGACUACCUACUCAGCAUUCCAAGUGAAAAGUGUAAGGCUAGAGGAUUUACCGUGAUUGUGGAUGGCAGAAAAUCACAGUGGAAUGUGGUGAAAACAGUAGUUUUAAUGCUACAGAAUGUUGUUCCAGCUGAGGUGUCCCUUGUUUGUGUAGUGAAGCCAGAUGAAUUCUGGGAUAAGAAAGUAACACAUUUUUGUUUUUGGAAAGAAAAGGAUAGACUUGGCUUUGAGGUUAUUUUAGUGUCUGCUAACAAAUUGACUCGUUAUAUAGAACCAUGCCAGUUAACAGAAGAUUUUGGUGGCAGUCUAACCUAUGAUCACAUGGACUGGUUAAAUAAGAGGCUGGUUUUUGAGAAGUUUACAAAGGAAUCUACAUCAUUAUUAGAUGAACUUGCUUUGAUUAACAAUGGAAGUGAUAAAGGAAAUCAAGAAAAAGAAAGGUCUGUGGAUUUAAACUUUCUUCCAUCAGUUGAUCCUGAAACAGUUCUUCAGACAGGGCACGAGUUGUUAUCUGAAUUACAGCAGCGUCGAUUUAAUGGUUCAGAUGGAGGGGUCUCCUGGUCUCCUAUGGACGAUGAACUGCUUGCACAGCCACAGGUUAUGAAAUUACUAGAUUCACUGCGAGAGCAAUAUACCCGCUACCAGGAAGUUUGUAGGCAACGUAGUAAGCGUACACAGUUAGAAGAAAUUCAGCAGAAGGUGAUGCAGGUUGUGAACUGGCUUGAAGGGCCUGGAUCAGAACAACUAAGAGCACAGUGGGGGAUUGGAGACUCCAUUCGGGCUUCCCAGGCCCUACAGCAGAAGCAUGAAGAGAUUGAGAGCCAGCAUAGUGAAUGGUUUGCAGUAUAUGUAGAACUUAAUCAGCAAAUUGCAGCCCUCUUAAAUGCUGGGGAUGAGGAAGAUCUUGUGGAACUAAAGUCAUUGCAGCAACAACUUAGUGAUGUUUGUUAUCGACAGGCCAGUCAGCUGGAAUUUAGGCAAAAUCUCUUACAGGCAGCUCUUGAAUUUCAUGGUGUUGCCCAAGAUUUGUCUCAGCAGUUGGAUGGCUUAUUAGGGAUGUUGUGCGUAGAUGUAGCACCAGCUGAUGGAGCAUCGAUUCAGCAAACUUUAAAACUGCUUGAAGAGAAGCUGAAAAGUGUUGAUGUAGGUUUGCAACGUCUGCGUGAAAAAGGCCAAGGUCUUCUGGAUCAGAUCUCCAACCAGGCAUCCUGGGCCUAUGGGAAGGAUGUAACCAUUGAAAAUAAAGAAAAUGUGGACCACAUACAAGGAGUAAUGGAAGAUAUGCAACUUAGAAAACAAAGAUGUGAAGACAUGGUAGAUGUGCGAAGGCUGAAGAUGCUUCAGAUGGUGCAGCUGUUUAAGUGUGAAGAAGACGCUGCCCAGGCAGUAGAAUGGCUAAGUGAACUUCUGGAUGCUCUGCUUAAGACCCACGUCAGACUGGGUGAUGACGCUCAGGAAACGAAAGUUUUACUGGAAAAGCAUAGAAAAUUUGUUGAUGUUGCACAGAGCACUUAUGACUAUGGAAGACAGUUGUUACAGGCCACAGUUGUGUUGUGCCAGUCUUUGCGCUGCACUUCUCGGUCAUCAGGCGAUACACUUCCCCGACUGAACAGAGUGUGGAAACAAUUUACAAUAGCAUCUGAAGAGAGAGUACAUAGGCUGGAAAUGGCAAUUGCAUUUCACUCCAGUGCUGAAAAGAUUUUGCAAGACUGUCCAGAAGAGCCUGAAGCUAUUAAUGAUGAGGAGCAAUUUGAUGAAAUUGAAGCAGUUGGGAAAUCACUUUUGGAUAGAUUAACUGUUCCUGUAGUUUAUCCUGAUGGAACUGAGCAGUAUUUUGGGAGUCCAAGCGACAUGGCUUCUGCUGCAGAACACAUCAGAGACAGGAUGAAACUAGUUAGUCUAAAAAGACAACAGCUGAGACAUCCUGAAAUGAUGACCACAGAGAGCUAAUAGCUACCAGCUUCCCACAGAUUUGUGUUUUAUAAUCCCGCAUGUCGUCGGCAAACUACAUUAGCCACAAUACAUUAAGAAACAUUUCACAACCAGGAUAAGCCUCGUUUCUUUCCAUUACACAUUUCUCUCUACCUUGCAACUACUAAGACAAAAUUAUUUAACAUGCUUUGAGACCAUACACUCCAAGUAUCUUAAAAGAAGGAACUGUAAACAUUGCACUGAAUUUUUUUUAAAGCUUUACCUGAUCUGUCAGUUUAUAGAUGAACAACUGAUAAUAAGCUUUGAGUGGUGCUAAUAACAGUUUAGGAAUUCUAUAAAAAUUGGUUACCCCUCCUCCCCAGGUGAUGUAGUAAAUUUAGACUGUAAGUAAACUGUUCCAAGUAGACAGUGGUGUCCUCAAAAUUUUCCUUUGUAAACCUUCGAAGUUAAUUAUUUUUAUUGUGUCAGUGUGGAGAAAACCUUCAGAUUUUUGAUAUAUCAUUCAUUAAGAGACAUUUUCCUAUUUGUAUUGAUAAUGUAUUAUAAGUUGUUUAUGCUUAAUAAAAAGCUUCUUUUAAGCAUUGUAUUUAAUUUAGUGGUUAUAUCCUGUUUCUAAACAUGAGUGUGUCUUUAAUUAAAAUGGCAUUCUUAAGAUUGUGAGGAUUGUUUAAUAUUUGCUUUUUUCAUAUUGAUUGCAUGUGUUUUAGCCAGAAAUUCAUAUGUAAGCAUGUAUAUAUAAUAAAAAGGCAUGUAUUAUCAUGAAAAAUAAUUGUGAAGAAAAUUUAGAUCUUUAAGAACUUAUGAACAAUGGAAUACUAUUUCGGAUUUUUCUUUUCUUCAACUUGAAAAACAUCCAAAUUAUUAACUACCCUGAAGAUACUUUGUUUUUAGGGGAGGAGUACUGGGAAAUAAGCUACGUGUAAUUAAGUGUAAUCCUUUAUAUCAGAGUAUCUUUCUGGAACUAAAUUAGCAAUUGUUAAUAAAAUUUAAUUUCUUAUGCUAGAGUAGAAGCAACAUUCUGAAGUAGUCUAAUAGCAAAAAGUGUACAACUCUUUAAGAAAUAAAAUUUAUAAACUAGUGAUUUUAA
Messenger RNA from Manis javanica (Malayan pangolin), 3639 nucleotides. It is a transcript of the gene SESTD1, whose product is annotated as SEC14 and spectrin domain containing 1. Gene Ontology annotation, molecular function: phosphatidylinositol-3-phosphate binding; phosphatidylinositol-3,5-bisphosphate binding; phosphatidylinositol-4,5-bisphosphate binding. Lineage: Eukaryota; Metazoa; Chordata; Mammalia; Pholidota; Manidae. The record is from RefSeq and is a predicted model, not a curated record.